This is a messenger RNA of Juglans regia (Persian walnut), 801 nucleotides long. RefSeq lists its product as uncharacterized. Lineage: Eukaryota; Viridiplantae; Streptophyta; Magnoliopsida; Fagales; Juglandaceae. The transcript has a single exon. The coding region runs from base 1 to 801 and encodes 266 amino acids. The record is from RefSeq and is a predicted model, not a curated record.
AUGGAGGAUUUGGAAGAGGAAAAUGAAGUGAUUGAGGUGAGUGAAGAUUUCAUGAACAAGGGGACGAAGAAGGGUAAUAAUAGCUUGGUGGGGAAGUUGCUAUCGGACCGAAAAGUGAACAAAGAGGUGAUCAGAUCCACUAUGAAUAAAACUUGGAAACUGAAUGGCUCCUUUGUGUUCUAUAAUAUCGUGCCCAACAUGUUUGUUAUUUCGUUUGAGAACCAGAAGGAUAGACAGAGAGUUCUGGAGGGGAAGCCGUGGCUGUUCGAUAAUCAACUGUUUGUAUUGAACCUAUUUGAAGGCUUAACCCCCCCGCAGAAAAUGAACUUUGAUUUCGAGGAGUUCUGGGUACACCUAAACAAUCUACCAUUAGCAUGUAUGUCAAGAGAAGUGGGGAUGCAGAUUGGAGCUAUGGUUGGAAAUGUAAAAGGCGUGGAUUUAAGGGAAGAUGGGAUAGGAUGGGGAAGCUAUCUAAGGGUUAAGAUAGAAAUAGACCUGAGAAAGAAAAUUUCAAGGGGUCGAACAGCUAAUGUGAUGGGCAACAAAUUGUGGAUUCCGUUGAGCUAUGAGAAGCUCCCUAAAGUGUGCUUUAAAUGCGGCAAAAUCUAUCAUGGGGGAGAGGGUUGUCUUGAGACGGAAGGCAGUAGUGAUAAAUUUCAAUAUGGGGUAUGGCUUCGAGCUAGCUAUUCGGGAAGGGGAAAGUCUUCAGAGUCUUCGAGCAACAAGGUUAGUGAGAAUAUGGGUGAGAGUGAGGGUGAUUUUAACCAUUCCAUUGGUUCUUUGGGAGAAAAGGAGUCGUGA